GGCGAAUAACGUGGUGGGGGUUUGGUCCGGGCGCGUCUUGCCAUGGAACCAGAAGAAGUGCCAGCCGAAGGAGACAGCAUUGACGAGUGGCAGGUCAUCGAUCAGAUCCUCGGGUACCUCUCCCAGUACGACGGCGUCGGGGGCGCCGAAGAGGUGACGCCUUUGAUCGACGCGCUUCGCCGGGCCAUUGCCAUUGUUCAAGGCCGGCCACACAUGGUGCAGCUCGCAGAGGAGGAGAGGAAGCAAGCCGCGGCACAGGCGCACCAGGUUCUUCAGGAAUGGCGGUGCCGUUCGCAGGAGCUGGAAAAAGCGCGGGCCGAGAACAAGGCUUUGAAGUCGGAGAUGCUUCGGGGCCGUCAGGCUUUGGAUGCGGCUUUGCUCCGGCAGGCUGAGCUGAUGGAGCGUAUGGUUGCAGCCCGGGAGAUGAUCGAGGUGGAGAGGAGCGCGCUGGGCAAAGGCUUCGCGCAUUGACUGAGCCAUCUACCGAUGCCGUCGACCAGUGGCAGCAUAUGGCAGCAUGUGAUGUAGCGCCCUCCUCCCUGGGCAAACUUGAGCGAUACUAGACA
Messenger RNA from Effrenium voratum, 566 nucleotides. NCBI's taxonomy places the organism in Eukaryota, Dinophyceae, Suessiales, Symbiodiniaceae. The record is from the annotation of a GenBank genome assembly.